AUGUCUGAAUAUGAGACCUUGCAACAUAUCGCAAGUGACGUGGUGCACAGGGCCGAUGAGGCACGUGGGGGGGAUCCUGCCUUCGACGCGAUCGUCAAAGAGUACGUGGGCAACGCCCGAGCAAAGGCACUUGCCGAGACAGCUGAUGCCUCAAACUGCCAGAUUGGGUUUGUUAGGUUCGGGGUCUUGUUAGAGAGUAUCGCUACUGGCAAGGCUACAGCACAGCUACCAAGGCUGGCUACGACAUCAAAAAACUUUGUGGGAAGGCUGCUUUCUUGGAUCAUCAUAAACUUGAUGUUUGCCUUGUGCUUGCUGCCCUCUUCCUGGUAUCGGAUCAUCGCCCCGAUACGGAAGAGAGGACCGAAAGUAGUCGUUGACCCGAACAAGCUCAGACCAAUUUCUUAUGUUUCUGAUUUGGAAGGGGUUUUCGACUUAGUUUGGUUGGAUCUGUGUAGGCAGCGGUUGAUUGGUUACGCGGGCAUGGAGCAAGUAGGAGGCCAGAUGGACCCGGUGCUGGUGGCCAUUGGCCUCCUAACAACCUUGCAGUCUCGUUGCCAUGCAGGAUUGCCUAGCCAUGUGCUGAAGGCAGACCUUCACCAAGGCUACGACCUCGCGUGGAGAGAUGCAGUGAGGUUCCAUGCGUGGGAAGCUAACAUUAGAGGGAAUUGUUGGCUGGUUCUUGACUGUUCUCUGUCUGCCGACAGAGCUAGAGUUCGAUUGGGUCCCCUUCUUGGGCCGUUUUUCGUUUUGAUUAAUUAUGGGAUCAGGCAAGGAGGCCGUAGUGCAGUGCAGCUUUUUGGUGCCUUUGCUAAAGGCCUAACGGAUGCCGUGAAGCAAGUCAACGUGGGGGUGGGCAUUGGCCAUAGCGUAGCGGUGUGCCGCGCUGUGCUUCAAGACAGAGCCGGGAGCCUGAGUCCUUAUGAGGAACCCGAGUGGGAGGCUAUCAAAUCGGCCGCGGGCGCUUUUGAUCCAAUGGCACCGACGCAGGCAAUCAGAAAGCUUCUACCGCCAUCUGUUCCCAGGGAGGACGCGCUCCUGUUCCUUGACAUAGCAGCCCAACGGCGCUUGCUAAUUCUACAAUUUGUAGAUGAUGCCUUCGCUUUGCAGUCUACUUGUAGGGGUUUGUCCGAGGUUUGUAACUCGAUGUCGGCUUUUGCUCAGUUAUGGCGUCAUAGGUUUGCUUCAGGUAGCAAAGGGGCUGUGGCGAUGUGCGUGGGUGACACGUGGCCCGACUCAAUGCCUCUGCCCCUGCUUGAUGGUCAGCCUGUCAGAAUUGUGGAGCAGCUUGAGGUUUUGGGGAUGACUUUUGAUGUGAACCUUAGCUUUGAUGGCAUCUUGCAACGCUUGGGGCACCAGAUGCACGAUGUUUCCCGUAAGCUGAAUUAUUUUCAUUACAAGGCCAUCAAGGCGAUGCUUGGAAUGACCAACCUCUCGCUGGGAGACGGAGGAUAUGUCCAGCUCCUCACAUGGAUGGGGGACAGUUGGAGAUUGAGCUCCAAAGUGACACUCAGGAUCGUGACGACGCUGGCAAGGCUGCUCACCAUGCCGCCAAGUACGUUUUUGCACGGAGUCGUCCGAGCGGCGGCAGAGGUAACGGGGGAGACUUGGAUGAACACAGCGCGUGUGCUUGCAUUGGAGCUUGGAAUCCANNGAUCCCGUCGUGGGAGUCAUUGCCACAUGGGGUGGUGA
Molecule: messenger RNA, 1689 nt
Organism: Symbiodinium necroappetens
Lineage: Eukaryota; Dinophyceae; Suessiales; Symbiodiniaceae
Source: the annotation of a GenBank genome assembly